Molecule: messenger RNA, 3242 nt
Organism: Thamnophis elegans (Western terrestrial garter snake)
Lineage: Eukaryota; Metazoa; Chordata; Lepidosauria; Squamata; Natricidae
Product: 2'-5'-oligoadenylate synthase 1-like
Exons: 6
Coding region: 459-1985 (508 amino acids)
Biological process (GO): regulation of ribonuclease activity; negative regulation of viral genome replication; defense response to virus
Cellular component (GO): cytosol; nucleoplasm; membrane
Molecular function (GO): double-stranded RNA binding; 2'-5'-oligoadenylate synthetase activity; protein binding
Source: RefSeq, a predicted model, not a curated record
UCUACGCCCUGAUAUUGACUCCGACCUCGGCCUUUUAAGGUAGUCUAUGAAAGUACUUUAAGGACCCCCGAAAACUUAUAUAUAUUUAGAGUUAGAGAACCUCGAUUAGCAAGAACAAUAAAUAAAAAGUUAUUUUAUACAUUGUGUUCUGUUAAAAGCAUUCCAGUAUUUUUUAUAAUGGUUACCAUGAAGAGUGGAAGUUUUUCCAACAUAGACAAGCAUUUGUUUUGUUGUACUCAGAUACAAAAUACUCUCUUGCUGCUUCCCAUUCAUUAAUUUCACAAUGUCAAAAUUAUUGUUUUUAUUUAAGCCCAGCUUUUAUAUACAUUAUUUGAAAGUACACGUCUGAGGAAUCUGACUCUACUGUGCACAGUCUAGUCCACCUUAAGACCUUGUGUAGUGACAUCAGAGAGAGGCAAUAAGAUAAAUAGAGUCCUGCCGCUCAUCCUGUAGCACAAAUGGAGUAUCAGACAGAGAGAAUGGAGCUGUAUUCCAUCCCCUCUAAAAGGCUUGAUGACUAUAUUGGUACAAACCUCCUUCCCAGCGAGGAGUUUAAAAAGAAUGUCGGUGAUGUUGUCAACAGAAUCUGUUCUUUCCUGAAAGAAAACUGGGAACUGGACAAGGAUGCCAGUGUGAUCAAGACAAUAAAGGCUGGCUCUACAGGAAAAGGAACAACUUUGGAUAAGAGUUCCGAUGUUGAUCUGGUUAUCUUCCUGAACGCCUUCUCCAGCUUCCAGGAUCAAGCAGAGAAGCGUGAAUAUGUGAUCCAGGACAUUGAAAGGAAAUUAAAUAGGUUUAUCCAGACACUUGCUUACAAAGUUGACAUCUCCCCACUGAGGAAGGGAACACGCUCACUCCAACUUUGCAUCCAGGCAAAAAAGAAGAAAGAGUCGGUAGAAGUGGACAUCCUCCCAGCAUAUGAUGUUUUAGGUCAGAUAACUGAUACAUAUAUCCCACCUACGAAGGUCUAUAUCGAUCUAAUUGAAGCCAACGGAAAGCCAGGGGAGUUCAAUACUUCCUUCACAGAGCUUCAGAGGAAUUUUGUGAAACAUCGUCCAGCAAAGCUGAAAGGACUGCUACGACUAGUCAAGCACUGGUACAAAGAAAUCAAGAAGCAAUCCAGCUUCAAAUUGCCCCCAAAAUAUGUCCUGGAAUUGCUUACCAUUUAUGCUUGGGAAGAAGAGCAUAAAGGAGAAGAGAAAUUUGACACAGCAGAAGGACUUUGCACAGUAAUGAAACUGAUCACUCAGUACAAGGAUCUCUGCCUCUUUUGGACUAAAUACUACACUCUUGAUGAUUCCAAAGUGGGGCUCCAUGUGAAAGGAAAAUUGAGGGAGUCACGUCCUGUGAUUAUCGAUCCAGCAGAUCCAACAGCAAAUGUUGCCAAAGCCAGCCUGGAAGCCUGGGAUCUAUUGGCCCAGAAAGCUUCUGAUUGCCUGAAACAGCCUUGUUGCAUGAAGGAUGAGCAACCUAUCAAACCCUGGAAUGUGCAGCCAACCCGAAACAUUGAGGUGACAGUGAUACAACAUACAGGACCACCUACCUAUAUAUCAUGCAACCCUUUUGUACCUAUCAAGAGGAUCAAGGAGCAGUUUGGGGAAAAAGGGCAUAUCUGUGAGCUAUAUUGGGGGGAAACUCUGCAAGGAAGUACAGCCUUGCAGAAUGAUAAAAGAUUGGCAGAUUAUGGGAUAUUCUUUAAUACUACUUUCCAGCUACUUGAUAGUAUAUCUCAAACGAUGCACAUUUUUGUGAAAGACUACAAUACCAAUACCAAACGUUACACGGUGAGCUCCAGUGAAACUGUCCUGGGCCUGAAAAGGAUGAUUGAAGCCGACAAACGUAUACCAGUAAAUGAUCAACGCCUGACCUACCAGGAUAAAGAGUUGGAAGAUGUAAAGACACUUGCCUACUACAAAAUUAGAAGCAAUGACACUGUCAACCUGCUUUUGAGGCUUAGAGGUGGACAUUGGAAUGGAAUGGAAUAGAAUAGAAUAGAAUAGAAUAGAAUUAUUCAUUAAUUUAGUCACUUCAUCAGAGUAAAAAUAUAAAACCAAUACAAAUACACAAGUAGAUACAAUGUAAAUUGUCACCCCUAGAGUUAACCCCAAUCUGAUCUAAAAAUUCCAUCCUGUUCAAAAUGGGCUUUGCAUUUUAAGAACAGGAAGAAUGCCUAAAGCUCCGGGCACAUACUUAUGAGCUAUUCCUACAUACCGAGUGUUGGUGUUUCUCCUCCUUAACCUGCAAUGAAAUUAUCAUGUUAUUUUUCAUAUUUUAAGUCAUGUGAUUUCCCAGUGUGGCCAGAAUUUUUUAGAUACAGAAGACCCAAUACCUUAGAAGGCACCAGAUUCUAGAAAGCUGUUUUAAGAUCUUGGCAUUGUAUCCAUGACAAGAUUAACCAGAUCAAUUAGGGCAGGGUUAUCAAACUUGAGGCCUAUAGGCCAGAUGGGUCACACACUGGCCACAUCCAUCCCCAAUUUAGCGAAGGGGGGAAAAGUCACGCUAUGUCACGUGACGACAAAGUGAUGUUGCGAGUUUGACACUGGAUUAAGUGCAUCACAAGAACUCUUAAGAAAAAGGGUUAAUUGAGGCAGCCAGCUAAUUCACAGGAAAUUAAAAUUACAGGUAAUCCUUGUUUAAUGACCAAAGUUGAGACCAGCAAUUUGGUUGUUAAGUGAAGGGGUCACUAAGUGACUAUGAGGGUGCUUAUGAUCUUACUUUAGCUUUCCAUUCCUUUCCAGCAUGUAAAGGUUCUAAAAUCUGAGGAUUGGUUGCAAAGUUACUUUUUCAUCACUAUUCUAACUGGUCACUGUAUGAGAAGGCUCUUAAACAAGGACUAUCUAUAUCACUACAUACAUCUAGAACUGCACACAGAGUUAAAGUAACUGCCCAACCGGUAUUUGGUUUCUAAGACCUUAAUACCAUGCAUUAAAGAAGUACAUAUUAUUUCAAUGACUUAUACAGAUCAUAAUCAAGUUUUAAUAACAUGGAAUGCUGAAGAAAAAUACUUUUCAGAUAGAAGAUGAAUGAUGCUAACCUACAAAAAGAGGAAUCAAACUUGUUGAAAAUGCAUAGGAUGCCAGAAACCUCUCAUUCUACCAUUGGGGAAACAAAUAAAGUAUAUAAACUGAAUACGUCAAAAAACUAAAAUACAACAAAGAAAGAACAAUUAGAUGUUAAAAUAAGAGAAUUGGGACAAAAGGAUAAAAGUAACUUAGAAUUAACAAGAAAGAAUGGAUCAAACA